Molecule: messenger RNA, 900 nt
Organism: Spodoptera exigua (beet armyworm)
Lineage: Eukaryota; Metazoa; Arthropoda; Insecta; Lepidoptera; Noctuidae
Source: the annotation of a GenBank genome assembly
AACGUGCUUGACUAACAAACACAGUUUAAAUAAUUUUGAACUAUCAGUGCCUUAAAAUAGUACUUUGUUUUAUAUAAAAAGUUUAGUUUUUUCGGCUUUUUUUGAAAAAAGUGUUCUAUUUCUACAAUAUGAAGACGAUCGCGAUUACUGUGUGCUUGGUGGCUUUCGCUUGUGCUGAGCCACCUCCGUCAAACAGCUACCUCCCGCCUCCAUCUUCAAGCCGUGGACCCGGUUACUCUCAAGGACCAGCCAACCAGAACUUUGGACCUCAGAUUGUAGCUGCGCGCAACCUGGAUGGAGCUCAGGGUCGAGCUGGUCAUGGCGUUCAUGCCCACAGUGGUCAUGGACCUCAAGCAAAUGCUUUUGGAAGGUCUGCCCAAGAACAUGGUGGUGCUGCCCACGCUCGCCACGGAGCUGAAGAACCAGCAGGUUACCCCAACAGCGCUGCCAGGAACGCACUGGAAGAGCUCAACUCUGAGCCAGCAAACUACAACUUUGGUUACAUGGUCAAUGAUUACCAGGAGGGUACUGACUUCGGCCACCACGAGGAGAGGCAGGAUGAACGCGCUCAGGGAGAGUACCAUGUUGUGCUGCCUGAUGGAAGGAAGCAGACUGUGAGCUACAAAGCUGACGAGCGCGGAUUCAAGCCUCAGAUCUCUUACGAAGAAUCUGAAGAUCUAGGUCGUUCAGGAGGUUACGAUAACAAUGCAAACAACGCCCGCAGUAACCAAGGCAACGGCUACAGCAACCACGGUAACCAUGGCAACGACCACGGUUACCAUGGCAACGGAAAUUCCCGCGCUAACGGCUACUGACUCAAACAUGGCCGUCUUCUAAACGUCGUCCUAAUUUUGAAUUUGUAUUUCUUUUAAUUUUUUGAUGAUUAAUAUUUAAAGUGGG